GCUGCAGGACCUGGAGAGUGAUGAGGAGACCCUGAGUGAGAAGGCCGAGGCUCUGCGGCAGCUGGCGGAGCUGGAGGCCAAACUGCGGCGCCACGAGCUCUCCGAGGAGCGUUACCUGGCCCAGGUGAAGGCGCUGCUGCACUGGGAGCUCUCGGUGGCCACCGGAGUCGCCGCCAACGGCUACGGCAGCGACAACGAUGAGGACAUGGAGGAAGGGUCCCUGCUGGGCCCCGGCCCCAGGGCCAGGAGGGGCUCCCGGAGGAGCCGGAGCCGAGCCAAGAACGGCGAGGGCAGAAAGUCCCCCUCCAGCUCGCGGGUGACGCGGAGCUCCGGCCGCCAGCCCACCCUGCUCAGCCUCUUCUCCAAAGGGUCCCACAAGAGGAAGUCGGGGGAGGCCAACGGGGAGGCCGAGCGGGAGGUGACGAUGAAGGUGGAGAAGGAGGAAGAGGAGCCCGAGGACAAGGAACAGGACGAGAAAAGGAUCAAAGUGGAAGCCAAGGAUGGGUCGGAGCUCAGGGACGAAAUCCCUCAGGUUAAAAUCACCACCCCUGCGAAAACCACCCCUCCCAAGUGCGUGGAGUGCCGGCAGUACCUGGACGACCCCGACCUCAAGUUCUUCCAAGGGGAUCCCGACGACGCCCUGGAGGAGCCUGAGAUGCUGACGGACGAGCGCCUGUCCCUCUUCGACGCCAACGAGGACGGCUUCGAGAGCUACGAGGACCUCCCCCAGCACAAAGUCACCUCCUUCAGUGUCUACGACAGGAAGGGCCAUCUGUGCCCCUUCGACACGGGGCUCAUCGAGAGGAACGUCGAGCUCUUCUUCAGCGGCGCCGUCAAGCCCAUCUACGACGACAACCCCUGCCUGGACGGAGGGGUGAGGGCCAAGAAGUUGGGGCCCAUCAACGCCUGGUGGAUCACGGGCUUCGACGGCGGGGAGAAGGCGCUGAUCGGCUUCAGCACAGCGUUCGCGGAUUACAUCCUGAUGGAGCCCAGCGAGGAGUACGCGCCCACCUUCGCCCUCAUGCAGGAGAAGAUCUACAUGAGCAAGAUCGUGGUGGAGUUCCUGCAGAACAACCCCGACGUCAGCUACGAGGACCUGCUCAACAAGAUCGAGACCACGGUGCCCCCCGUGGGGCUGAACUUCAACCGGUUCACGGAGGACUCGCUGCUGCGCCACGCCCAGUUCGUGGUGGAGCAGGUGGAGAGCUACGACGAGGCCGGCGACAGCGACGAGCCCCCCGUGCUCAUCACCCCCUGCAUGAGGGACCUCAUCAAGCUGGCAGGGGUCACCCUGGGCAAGAGGCGGGCCGUGCGCCGCCAGGCCAUCCGCCACCCCACGCGCAUCGACAAGGACCGGGGGCCCACCAAGGCCACCACCACCAAGCUGGUGUACCACAUCUUCGACACCUUCUUCUCGGAGCAGAUCGAGAAGGACGAGCGCGAGGAGGACAAGGAGAACUCCACCAAGCGCCGGCGCUGCGGCGUCUGCGAGGUGUGCCAACAGCCCGAGUGUGGCAAGUGCAAGGCCUGCCAGAACAUGGUGAAGUUCGGGGGCAGCGGGAGGAGCAAGCAGGCCUGUCUGCAGAGGAGGUGUCCCAACCUGGCCGUGAAGGAGGCGGACGAGGACGAGGAGGUCGAUGACAACAUCCCCGAGGUGCCCUCGCCCAAGAAGAUGCUCCAGGGCAGGAAGAAGAAGCAGAACAAGAGUCGGAUCUGCUGGGUGGGGGAGCCCGUCAAGAGAGAUGGCAAGAAGGAGAUAUGGGUGACAGCCCUGUGGGAGGACAGCAGCGGGCAGAUGUUCCACGCCCACUGGUUCUGCCCGGGCUCGGACACGGUGCUGGGGGCCACCUCGGACCCCCUGGAGCUGUUCCUGGUGGACGAGUGCGAGGACAUGCAGCUCUCCUACAUCCACGGCAAGGUCAACGUGGUCUACAAGGCGCCCUCGGAGAGCUGGGCCAUGGAGGGGGGGCUGGACAUGGAGGUGAAGGCGGUGGAGGACGAUGGCAGGACCUACUUCUACCAGCUGUGGUACGACCAGGAGUACGCGCGCUUCGAGAGCCCGCCCGACGCCCGCCCCGCCGACGACAACAAGUACAAGUUCUGCCUGAGCUGCGCCCGCCUGGACGAGGUGAGGCACAAGGAGAUCCCCAGGGUGGCCGAGCCGCUGCGGGAGGAGGACGGCAAGAUGUUCUACGCCUCGGCCACCAAGAACGGCGUCCGCUACCGGGUGGGGGACGGCGUCUACCUCCUGCCCGAGGCCUUCUCCUUCAGCGUCAAACCGGCCAGCCCGGCCAAGAGGCCCAAGAAGGAGGCGGUGGACGAGGAGCUGCACCCCGAGCACUACAGGAAAUCCUCGGAUUACAUCAAGGGCAGCAACCUGGACGCCCCCGAGCCCUUCCGCGUGGGGAGGAUCAAGGGCAUCUUCUGCGGCCUCCGCGGCAACGGCAAACCCAACGAGGCCGACAUCAAGAUCAGCAUCUACAAGUUCUACAGAUCAGCAUCUACAGGUUCUACAGGAAAAGGCAAAGGGAAGGCGUCGAGCAGCCCCGAGCGGGCCGAGGCCGAGGCCGAGCCCAAACCCCCCAAACUCAGGACCCUGGACGUGUUCUCGGGCUGUGGGGGCCUCUCCGAGGGUUUCCACCAGGCAGGUGGGUCCUGCCGGGCCUCUUCCCACCUUUGUUUG
Empidonax traillii (willow flycatcher) is the source of this 2683-nucleotide messenger RNA. RefSeq names its product DNA methyltransferase 1 (gene DNMT1). The annotation marks the transcript as partial. The transcript has 25 exons. Gene Ontology annotation, cellular component: nucleus. Lineage: Eukaryota; Metazoa; Chordata; Aves; Passeriformes; Tyrannidae. The record is from RefSeq and is a predicted model, not a curated record. Gene Ontology annotation, molecular function: chromatin binding; zinc ion binding; DNA binding.